UCGCAUCCCACCACCGUUUCUGGCGAUUCUCACUCGCUCCUUUCUCCCCUCCUGUGUAUUUAUUUUAAGUUGAUUAUUCAUCCACCCCCUUGGUGAUCCGAAUCGAAGGUUUUAGUAUAAUCAUUUAAUGGGUGCGCCUAAACAAAAGUGGACUCCUGAAGAAGAAGCUGCUCUUAAAGCUGGUGUCCUUAGGCAUGGGCAGGGAAAAUGGCGCACAAUUCUUAAGGAUCCAGAAUUUAGUGGAGUUUUGCAUCUGCGUUCAAAUGUAGAUCUCAAGGACAAGUGGAGAAACAUGAGUGUCAUGGCAAAUGGGUUCGGAUCUAGAGAGAAGGCUAGGUUAGCUCUUAAAAAGAUGCAUCAAACCUCCAAACAGGAUGAAAGCCCAAGUACACUUGCUAAGGUUUCACCUCAAAGUGAUGAAGAUACUAUUAAGGUCAAGCCAGUAGCAACUUCUAGUGGUUCUCCGCUGGUUGGUGGUUCAAGAAAAUCUAUCAUUAGAUUGGACAAUCUUAUCAUGGAUGCCAUAAGCAACUUGAGAGAGCCUGGUGGUUCUAACAAGGCAUCUAUCUCUUCUUACAUAGAGGAUCAAUACUGGGCUCCUCCAGAUUUUAAAAGGCUAUUGUCUGCCAAACUGAAGUAUUUGACUGCAACAGGAAAACUUAUCAAGAUGAAACGGAAAUAUACAAUAGCAACAACUUUAACACUUUCUAAAAGAAGAAACUAUCCCGCUUUACUAUUGGAGGGAAGGCAGAACCUGUCACCCAAACUGGAGACGGACCCACAUUUGUCAAAGGCGAGGAGUAGUAUGACUCGUAUAGAGGUGGCAGAAGCUGCCGCUAAAGCCGUAGCCGAAGCAGAAGCUGCCAUAGCUGAAGCUGCAGAGGCUGCAAGGGUUGCAGAAGUAGCAGAAACUGAAGCUGAAGCCGCCCAAGCCUUUGCAGAAGCAGCGAUGAAGACUCUUCAGUGGAGGCACUCUCCCAGGAUGUCAUCCAACUAAAGACAAGGACUGAAGAAGAAACUGGCCGCAGCUGUAAGAUGAAUCAUCAGAGACCAGAGGAUUACUAUUCUGGCGAGGACCUAGGACCUCCAUUCGACCGUUCCAUUAGAAGCAGAGUCAGAGGCCCUCCUUCAUCACCAUAUUCGUCGACACCAGAAGCAGGAUGCCCCUCCGUUCCGUCUUUGACGAGAGAGAUGACUUGAAUAUGAAAGUGCCGGCAACACCUUCGUUUCUGCGUGAAUUGAACUACUAUCGUGGUCAAAGAUGAUUGUGAAGAGGAAGAUGAACACUUCUUUCAUGUCUUCUCCAUAGAUGAAGAGUAAAGUUGAUGAUGAGGAUGAAUGAGUCCAUUCAGAUGCAGAUCAAUCAUUUCUCUUUCUUUUUUUGUUUUUUUUUUUUAGUUUUUUACGAAAGUUGUAGGUAACCUGGAUCAAUGGCGGAAGACCACAUAUAAAUUUGAGAUUUAUGUUAGAAUUACGUGUAUUCGGGAUUAAUAUUAGAUAACAUGAAACAGUGAGAUUAUUCAUGUAAAUUUUUCCCUUAAGUUUUACCCUUCUUUUUACUCUUCCAAACAUGUGCAGAUGAUUCGUGCUUGAUGGAUUUGCUUAAGGACAGUCAUGAUCUGUGAGCGCACUCACUCUUCUGGAUGUGAUAUCCUCCGUUGUAAAUAGGACAGACAUGUUUCAGCUAAACCCAUUUUUAAGCCACUAAACUUGGCUUGUUUCCCCACUUCAAGUCCAUCCAAAUAUCUGUGUUUGGAUUGAAAUGCAAAACAAAUAGAGGGGCUUUGGUAUACUUGUGGGGCUUUAGCCCUCUAGUAUAUCAAUUAGGCUUUAGUUUACCUAUGAUGUGCUGUUUAUAACUGGUUAAAAGUUGGGGGGUUCAAUAGCCUAACAAACCAAGUUGUGAGUUUAAAAAUGGGGUUUGCCAAUAUUUAUUAUGUAGAGCCAGAUGGACUGGUGGAGAACCUGAAGCACUUCAAGAACUAGUCGAGUACAGGACGUGUCUGUAUUGAAAUUGGGAAAAAAUGUCCAUAUACUUUUGACAUAGGAGUAAAAGGCAAAUGCAAAUAUGAGCAAGUAAAAAAUCAUACUGACACAACGAGCAACUUCACAUUUACUUGGCUUCAUCACAGUUUUUACAAUACGAACACUAG
Molecule: messenger RNA, 2153 nt
Organism: Cuscuta epithymum
Lineage: Eukaryota; Viridiplantae; Streptophyta; Magnoliopsida; Solanales; Convolvulaceae
Source: the annotation of a GenBank genome assembly